Molecule: messenger RNA, 870 nt
Organism: Dovyalis caffra
Lineage: Eukaryota; Viridiplantae; Streptophyta; Magnoliopsida; Malpighiales; Salicaceae
Source: the annotation of a GenBank genome assembly
AUGACAGCUACUGGUACGGAAGAUAAAGGAUGGAGUAUCAGUGAAAGCAAGAAAAUGGAAGGAGAUGAUAGUUUGAGGACUCUAGAAUGCCUGAGAGGAAGAUUGCUUGCGGAGAGACAAGCUUCAAAGAUUGCUAAAGAGGAGGCAGAGCUUAUGGAAAAUAAGUUAAUAGAGCUUGAGAACAAACUCAGAGAAGAGACCCAAUUGAGGAAAAAAAUGGAAAAGAAGCAUAAAAUCUUGAUGAAGAAGCUUCAGUCUUUGAAAAUUUCACCUACAUUAGAGGGAUCAGAGCAGUCAAGUUCAUCUGACAAUAGUGGAUUUUCUAGCACAUCAUCCACUAGUAAUUCAAGCCACAAAGACCCUGAAGAAUCUGAAUCCAAGCCCCAAAGCAUAAUCCCAGAAGUCUCACAUGAUAUGAAAGACAAUGGCUCAGAAACAACUGCAUCCAAUCAAAAUACUUGUACUGUUUUCGAUUCCACUGAAGAGAGUGCAGGCACUCAAGAUAUUCAAGAUUCAAAUUCUGACCAUAACAUCGAAGACUGUUCUUCAGAUAAACCUAGCCAUGAAUCCAAGGCAUGUUCCCAGGAUUCAAAGGCUGAUGACCAAAGUUCUUCGAGCAUUAAAGCUUCAAAGGUGGAGAUGGAGACAAAUGCUGGAAAUGAGAGUGGUAAUGAGGAUUAUGUGGAUAAUCCAUUGGCAUUAGUCCCAUUGAGCUUGCCAGCAUCUACCAAGAAAAGUGAGCUGAAGAUAGUUAACAGAAGUGUUAUUGAAGUUCUUGAUGCUUUAAGGCAUGCCAGGGAGCAGAUACAAAGCUCAAUGGAGAGCAGACACAUGAUUAGAGUUGGCCCAACGCGUGUUAAAUACAAAUGA